GGGUAAUCCAAGUAAUUUCACAUCCACUUCCCCCAGUAAUGAAAACUUAAAUAAAAGGAGUCGCCAUGGAAGACCAAAAAUGUUACUGAAAUCAGGGACAAUUGUAAUCUUCUCGUUGGUUCUUUCCAGCACAAUUGUCUUUUUAGUGUUCUUCCAGCCAAAUCCAUCUCCUUCUCAAAAACCACGACCCAUGGCCCGUAGCUUUAUUCUAUGGCUUCAUGGAUUAGGUGAUUCCGGUCCUGCCAAUGAGCCUAUCAAAACUCUCUUCACUUCUCCUCAGUUUGCCACGACCAAAUGGUCUUUUCCUUCUGCUCCUAAUAACCCAGUCACCUGCAACUAUGGUGCCGUAAUGCCUUCAUGGUUUGACAUCCAUGAGAUUCCCGUAACAGCUGAUUCUCCAAAAGAUGAAAGUGGUUUGCUGAAAGCAGUUCGGAAUGUGCAUGCGAUGAUAGACCAGGAAAUAGCUGCAGGGACAAAUCCUAACAACGUAUUUGUAUGUGGAUUUAGUCAAGGAGGUGCCUUGACCUUGGCUAGUGUUUUGCUGUACCCGAAAACUCUUGGAGGGGGUGCAGUCUUCAGUGGAUGGGUUCCUUUAAAUUUUUCUAUGAUGGAACAGAUUCCAUCAGAUGCAAAAAAGACACCUUUUCUGUGGUCACAUGGAAUUGCUGACAGAACAGUAUUGUUUGAAGCUGGACAAGCGGGGCCCCCUUUCCUUGAAAAAGCUGGCAUAAGCUGUGAGUUUAAGGCAUAUCCUGGUCUUGGCCAUUCAAUAAGCAACGAGGAGUUGCAAUAUCUGGAAUCAUGGAUUAAGACUCGACUGCAAACUUCUUCAGAGGUCUGAGUGACUGGGCAUACAAAUAAUCAUUGCUAAAUGUUAUUAUUUGUCAUGGUUUUUCAUCAUAUAUGCUGAACCAAGUCUCCAGUUAUGCGUUAUGGCAGUAAAAUUAACUUUAAGAAUAUCCACACAAAAAAAAAGGUCGUAAGCAUUCUUUUUGCAGACUUAUGCUUGAAUUAAUGUAGCGUUGUUUUGAAAUUUCAUCUAUCCAGAGGAAAACGGUAACUCACCCCUUGUGGCUUAUAUGGUCUUGCCUUGCUCUAUAAAACAUUGAGAGCAUUUGCUCACUGCUAAAUGAAGUUCUUACACAUCCA
Manihot esculenta (cassava) is the source of this 1149-nucleotide messenger RNA. RefSeq names its product probable carboxylesterase SOBER1-like. The record is from RefSeq and is a predicted model, not a curated record. Gene Ontology annotation, molecular function: carboxylic ester hydrolase activity; palmitoyl-(protein) hydrolase activity. The coding region runs from base 80 to 841 and encodes 253 amino acids. Gene Ontology annotation, cellular component: cytoplasm. Gene Ontology annotation, biological process: protein depalmitoylation. Lineage: Eukaryota; Viridiplantae; Streptophyta; Magnoliopsida; Malpighiales; Euphorbiaceae. The transcript is spliced from 6 exons.